Messenger RNA from Danaus plexippus (monarch butterfly), 1156 nucleotides. Its product is annotated as probable methyltransferase-like protein 15 homolog. Bases 1 to 1065 code for a protein of 354 amino acids. NCBI's taxonomy places the organism in Eukaryota, Metazoa, Arthropoda, Insecta, Lepidoptera, Nymphalidae. Gene Ontology annotation, biological process: rRNA base methylation. The record is from RefSeq and is a predicted model, not a curated record. The transcript has a single exon. Gene Ontology annotation, molecular function: rRNA (cytosine-N4-)-methyltransferase activity.
AUGUUUCCUCGUGUAAGUCGAAUCCAUGCAGUCCUAUCAAGACAUCAACUGCAUAUGAAAGCGUUAAAAUAUAAAGACCAUACUCCUGUUAUGAUAAAUGAAGUAAUGAAACAUUUAAAACCGAGUGACAAUGAACUUUAUAUCGACAUGACUUUUGGAGCAGGUGGACAUUCAAGAAAAAUACUCGAGUCAGCAAAUUGUCAACUUAUUACACUAGACAGAGAUCCAACAGCAUAUGAGAAAGCAAGGAAACUGGCUGAGGAAUAUCCAAAACGGGUCAUACCCCUAAUAGGAAGAUUUAGUGAACUGCCAGAGCAGUUAAAAAAUAUAGGUAUUAAACAGUCCUCGAUAGAUGGAAUCUUAUUUGAUUUUGGAUGUUCUUCCAUGCAAUUAGAUAAUGGAGAAAGAGGUUUCUCAGUUAGUAAAAAUGGCUUCCUAGAUAUGAGGAUGGAUGCAGGGAGAGAUCCAAGCCAAAUAACAGCAAGGGAAGUCCUAGCAACUGCCGAUGAACAUGAACUAUACAAAAUAUUCAAAAUAUAUGGCGAAGAAAAGAAAGCGGCAAAAAUAGCUCAAACAAUCAUACAAGCGAGAUACAUGAUCAAAAAUAUAGACACCACAAAAGAAUUAGUUGACAUUGUUGACUCCUGUUGUCCAGACGAAGUGAGGUUAGAUAAAUUACAACGACCACAAUCCAAUGCCACCAAAGUGUUCCAAGCUCUAAGAAUUUUCGUAAACAAUGAGUUAAAUGAGAUCAAUUAUGGCAUGGUUUUAUCAAAAUAUUAUUUAAAAUUAAAUGGGAGGUUAGUCACCCUUUGCUUUCACUCUCUUGAAGAUACUAUUGUUAAACGUCACAUAGCUGGCAACAUUAUCAAUGAGACAGCGAACCCUGUACCUCUAAGAUACCUUAGCCCCAUGUUAGUUCAAGAUCAGGACACCAUAAAUCAAUUCCUGGACUCUCCAUGGAAAGCCAUUAAUAAACAUGUAGAAGUACCGUCUGAAGAUGAAGUAGAGAGAAAUCCUAGAAGUAGGAGUGCCAGAUUAAGGGCUGCCAUCAAAAUUAAAUGAGGUUUUAUGUAGAUAAUUUUUAAAAACUUGUCGUUAGGAUACUGAAGUAGGCUAUAAUUUUUAGACUGGCAAUAUAAUUUUUGAAACUGAA